This is a messenger RNA of Dichotomopilus funicola, 1563 nucleotides long. RefSeq lists its product as uncharacterized. Gene Ontology annotation, molecular function: RNA polymerase II cis-regulatory region sequence-specific DNA binding; DNA-binding transcription factor activity, RNA polymerase II-specific; protein dimerization activity. Lineage: Eukaryota; Fungi; Ascomycota; Sordariomycetes; Sordariales; Chaetomiaceae. The coding region runs from base 1 to 1563 and encodes 520 amino acids. Gene Ontology annotation, biological process: regulation of transcription by RNA polymerase II. The record is from RefSeq and is a predicted model, not a curated record. The transcript has a single exon.
AUGGCACAGCACGGUUUUACAAUGAACGGGCACAAUGGGAUCGACCCGAACGAUCUCAACUACCAAACGGGGUUCCAACAACACAACUUCGGCAGCCGCAACAGCUCGUCGACCGCGUAUUCAAGUAGUUCCGCUAUCUUUGGGGAUGAUGAGUUGCUUGAAGGGUUGAACAGCCCGGGCGAGGCCCCAAUGCAAGAUUUCGGGGGGGUGAACGACAACGUUGUGGGCGUGGGUUACUCGCACGGGGUCUACGGCCUCCCCAUCAACGGCUACUCAAGCACGCCCGACGGCGACCCGAUCCAGAGCCCAUUCGCCCAUAACUUUGCUUAUCGCCAGAUGGGCCACCCGCAGUCGUUUGGCGGCGCGCUUAAGUCGCCGCUGUCCUACGGCGGCUCCCCUUUGGCCAACCCAGACAUGGGUGAUGGCAACGACAGCGCCACCAACGUAUUUAAUGCCCAGGCCCAAGCGCAGGCGCAGGCUCAGGGCCGUCUUGGCACCACCCCUAUGCAGCGCAAACAAUCGCAAGCCGCGAGGGGCUCGCUCACUCCCAAAUCUGCUUCCAUGGCUACGAUGGCAGUCAACACCGAGGGCACCUAUGGCGCUCAGCCGAUUAGGACAAGCGGGGCCCAUCACGAAAAGUCUCGCUCCGGACAAUGGAUCCAGACACCCAACAGCCUGUCCUCUUUCCCGGGCUCUGGCUUCUCCUCGCCGCUCCAGCAGGGUCUCCCGAGCACGCAGAUCAACGACCUGAUCCUCAAGGGAGGUGUGUCCAUGCCCGCUAAGCUUGGUGCUCCGUCGGCCGCUGCCUCCACCCAAGAGGCGAGGCGGAAGCGACGCCGAGAGUCUCAUAACCUCGUCGAGCGCCGCCGGCGUGACAACAUUAAUGAGCGCAUUCAGGAUCUCAGCAAGCUGGUUCCUGCUCACCGUCUGGAGGACGAGAAGAUUCGGAAGGCCAUACAAAACGGCACACCGCUGUCGCCCACUCUUUCGGGGAUUGGUGCGCCGUCUCAAGCGACGUCUUCUCUGGCUGGCCCAGGCGCUCGUCGGGCCGCGGGCGGCAAUGCCGGCAACAUCACCACGGGGUUGCCAAUCGAGGACAAGGACAAGGGCCCGAACAAGGGUGACAUCCUCAACGGCGCUGUGAGCUGGGCUCGGGAUCUGAUGUGGAUGUUGCACUUGAAGAUCCAACAGCAAGAAGAACUGAUCAAUGCUCUUUACGAGCGUGGUGGACAACUCCCCUUUGAGAUCACGGAUGAUGAACGCCGGAUGCAAUCUGAACUGCUAGAGGCUAUUGCCCGUAGUGACGAGCCUGGCGGACAGUCGCCAGCCAUGUCGUACUCGCGCACUGCUGGAUCCGGCCUCCGUGUGCCCCAUCACACUGACUACAAGGGCGAACCUCUCGGUAGCAAUGGCCAGGAGGUUGACCAUGGCUCCGUCAGUCCUGGUGAAAACGGCCACAGUAUGCAUCACGACAUGCUUGACAAUGGGGAGUUGAUCGAUUUUGAUGACGACGGAGAUGUCUUCAAGGAGGAAGAUGAGUUUGGGAUGGACUUGACGGGUUAG